Messenger RNA from Clunio marinus, 1594 nucleotides. Lineage: Eukaryota; Metazoa; Arthropoda; Insecta; Diptera; Chironomidae. The record is from the annotation of a GenBank genome assembly.
AUGGAUAUACUUACGUUAAUGACCAACAAUAAUUGUGAUAUAUUGCGUAAAAGUCCAAGCUCUGAUUAUCGCGUUCCACUAAUCAAUUUAGAUGAUUUACCAAAGUUCUUAUUAGCAACAAUUCCUAAAUGCGGUGGCUGUCAUGAAUUUAUAUUGGAUCGAUUCAUUCUUAAAGUAUCUGAUCGGACAUGGCAUGCUAAAUGUUUACAAUGUAACGACUGUCACGCACAACUCAAUGAGAAAUGCUUUAUUCGUAAUGGUCAAUUAUUCUGUAAGGACGACUUUUUCAAGCGUUACGGUACAAAAUGUGCAUCUUGUGAUCUCGGCAUUCCACCCACGCAAGUGGUGAGACGCGCCCAAGAAAAUGUUUACCAUCUGCAAUGUUUUGCUUGUUCGCUAUGUUCACGACAGCUCAAUACAGGCGAUGAAUUCUAUUUAAUGGAAGAUCGAAAGCUUGUCUGUAAACCAGAUUAUGAAGCAGCGAAAGCGAAAGGACUUUACUUAUCUGAUGGAUCACUUGAUGGCGAAGGAUCUAACAAACGACCACGUACAACAAUAACAGCCAAACAAUUAGAAACUCUCAAAAGUGCUUACAAUAGUAGCCCAAAGCCAGCACGUCAUGUGCGGGAACAAUUGUCACAAGAUACCGGACUCGAUAUGCGAGUUGUGCAAGUUUGGUUUCAGAAUCGCCGCGCAAAAGAAAAACGACUUAAAAAGGAUGCAGGCAGAACGAGAUGGAGUCAAUAUUUCAGAUCUAUGAAAGGUGGAUCAUCACCAAGUAAACUUCUAGACAAAGAUGAUAUGAAAGUCGAUUUGGAUAGUUUUAGUCAUCAUGAUUUAAGUAACGAUAGUUAUAGCACCGUCAAUAUGGGUUUGGACGAUGGAGCUUCACCACAUAGUGGUCGUGGUUCAUACAUUCAUAGCAGCGCAAGUCCACCACCUUAUCUUUCUAGUCAUUCCCCAAAUCCAAUGGGACAAGGUCAUUUCUCAUAUGCCGACAACAUUGUUUACACACCGCUUGACAACCCAGUGAGUUCAAUGUUGCAUCUGCAGGGAAGCACAGUAAGUGACUUAAGCAACGAUUCUAGUCCCGCUCAUGGCUAUCCCGAUUUUCCCCCAUCUCCCGACUCAUGGCUAGGCAAUGAAAAUAAUAGCGCAGCUACAUCGACACCCAACAAUAAUUCCACAACAAAUAAUCAAUCUUCAUCACAUUACUGAUAUCUAGGCUAGAUGGAUUAGAAGUAUUAUCAUCGUAAUAAUAAAAAAAGACAACAGCAAAAAGCAGAAGCAGAGUAGAAUUGAAUAGAUGUACACGUACACAGUAAAGUGGCGCACCUUCAGAGACAAACAAUGAAGCGAUGGUUAUUUUGUACUUGUCAGUUGUUGUUUCGAGUUUGACCAAUAUUUAUGUAAAAACAGCACACAAUGCUUCAUGCAUUACAAUAAUUUACUAUUGCCACUGUAUUUUUGUAUUUGUCGAAUAUGUUCAUCGGUCUACAACCUACAACCAAAAAAGGAAAAGUCGGAAAAAGGAUUGAAAUGUGAAUUAGAUGAUGAAGUUUGUAAGCUGAAAUAAUUUUCAAUGCGAACCCUU